UUUAGCAUAAAAACCCCAAAAACACCCAGCAUUUGGACUUGUAAACAUUCAGAAUUGUAAAAAAUUUUACAAUUGUGCUACAGUAGAAUCUUAUUAGUAAGAUGCUACUGUAGCACAAUCUUAUUUCUAAAAAUUAUUUUUUAAUUGUCUCUCUCCUCUCUCUCUCUCAUUAUUUCCUUUUCUUUUCUCUAUCUUCCUUCUCUCUCAUUCAGCUUUCCUCUCUUCAGACUCAACCCCAUAGCCGCCACACCAUGGCCUGACCCACUGUCACCGGCCAUGGCAAGCCACCACCUAGUCAUUAUUUCUCUUCUCCCUCUCAUUGCAGAUCAGUGUGGUGGCGUGGAGAUCGGCGUUUGGGGUUUGGCGCAGUGAUCGGUGUUUGGGUGUGGUGUGGAGAUCGGCGUUGGGCGUAGAGAUAGGCGUUGGGCGUGGGAUGUGGACAUCGCCGUUGGGCGUGGGAUGUGGACAUCGCCGUUGGGCAUGGAGGUCGUGGGAUGUGGAGAUUGGCGUUGGGCGUUGGGUGUGGAGAUCGGCGCAGAGAUCGGUUUAUGGGUUUGUUCAUUUAUGGUGCGAGUUGUUCAUUUAUGGGUCUGAUUUUGCUGGGUUUUGUUUUGGCGGUGGUGGGGUGAUGGGCAGUGAAGCAGGGGCAGUUUGUUUGAGUUUUGUAGCCUUUUUGGAGGGUGGAGGUGGUGGUGGUUUCAGUGGAAGAGAGACAGAGGCCUUUUUGGAUGGUGGAGGCGGUGGUGGUUUCAGUGGAAGAGAGACGGAGGAAGAGAAUUAAAAAUCAAAGAGAGGAGAGAGAAGGGAGAGAAUAGAUAUGGAUUUGGGAUAUAUUAUUUUAUUGGGUAGAUAUAUUAUUUUAAAGUGUAGAAUAGGAAAAUAGAAGUUGAGAUGUUGAGUAUGUUGUAAAAUUGUAUGGUAUAAUUGAUAAAGUUACUUUUUGAAAUGGUAAAAUAGGAUAGGAUGAGAUUUUCGGCU
Molecule: messenger RNA, 978 nt
Organism: Quercus robur (English oak)
Lineage: Eukaryota; Viridiplantae; Streptophyta; Magnoliopsida; Fagales; Fagaceae
Exons: 2
Coding region: 434-781 (115 amino acids)
Source: RefSeq, a predicted model, not a curated record